Messenger RNA from Biomphalaria glabrata, 2718 nucleotides. Its product is annotated as E3 ubiquitin-protein ligase HACE1-like. The transcript has 4 exons. The record is from RefSeq and is a predicted model, not a curated record. NCBI's taxonomy places the organism in Eukaryota, Metazoa, Mollusca, Gastropoda, Planorbidae. Bases 389 to 1789 code for a protein of 466 amino acids. Gene Ontology annotation, molecular function: protein binding.
AAAAUAAAAGUUGCCUCCCCCUAUUCUGCCCCUCCCUUACUUGGUGGAUCACAUCCUGUUGGGCGAUGUUUCAAUGAACAAAUAUAGUAGAGAGAUUUUCAAUGAUACCUGCGUGUUAGAGGAUUAUUGGAAAAAGAAAUCUAUAUAAUGAGACGAAAGGGAGUUGGCUCAACUUGGUACUGAUAAGCAGACUUCGCUUGACCAAAGAGGUUCCGUUUGUUAGUCAAGCACUCGUGCUUUUUUUUUCUUUAAGGAAUUCUAAAUCUUAAAGACUUAAUGUGUGAGAAAUAUAUUGAUGUGAUUUCUCGUGAUUAGUUCUGUUUUAUGUGGAAUUAAAGAGAAUGGAUGUUACGAAGAUCAGACUGAGCAGGGACUAAAGACUAAGGGGAUGUGUCAACCACCCCCAAUAAUUUAUGCAGUGAUCAAGGGUGAUCUGCCAAAGGUGAAGUCCUUGAUAGCUCAAGGUCAUUCAGUGAACGUAACAGACGAGAAAGGGGCCACAGCUCUGCACUGGUCCUGCAGUAAAGACGAUGAGAGACUCUGUGACUAUCUUUUGGAAGUUGGAUGCAAUGUGAAGGCAAAAAUACAAAAUGGAAGCACGGCACUGCAUGUUGCAGCCGAUCAUGGCUGUAUUGGAUGUGCCAGGGUCUUGAUCAAAAGAGGUGCAGAGCUGGACACCCCCAAUGACCGAUGUGAUACACCUCUACAUGCAGCGGCGCACAGAGGGCAUCUAGACAUUAUUAAGUUGCUGGUUCAAGCAGGGGCCAAUCCUAUGGUCUCAAACAAACAUGGAAUGACCCCUCUGGCAGAGGCUUCUGCUAAAAGUUUUGACACUUGUGUACAGUUUCUUCUACCUUAUACAAAUAAUUUAUUGUCUUCAGAAGAAAAAGAAAGCCAAAAAUACAAGAACAGACAAAAUGAAGAACAAACAUCAAGUUUCAAUAUUCAACCAGAAAGUACUUAUUAUAAACCAGUAAACAAUGUGAUAGACAAUUCUCCAUUAAACAAAAAAAAUGUCACCAAUAGUUCUGGAUAUUUAAGUGAAAAACUUAGCAAACAUGACCUACCUUCUUGUCCUAGCAGUGUAUUGUCUAUAGAUUCUGAUUAUUCAUCCUAUACAUCUGAUAGAGAUGUGACACCUUUCAACGAGAUGACUAUGCCAUCAGUUGGUUACAUCUCUACUUUUGACUCCCUGCUCAACAAAGCUGUAGUAGUAGCCUCUCAGGUUGGAAGCCCUGUCAGAAGCUCUAUGGUUGAAAGACAUUCAGAGAGAUUGGGACAUACAUUGCCAGAAAGUGCAGUCCCUCCUGAACUGCCCCCAAGGCCAUCCUGGCUUUGCAAGCCUGAACUUGUACCCAGGAUAUCAUCAUGUAGGAAUGUGCUGUCUUACACUACUGGCAGAGAGAACAACACUAAGACAUUGGUAGGACUGGAGGUGCAUCAGUUCAUUGAACAGUUGCAAGAGAGAAUGCUGGCCAUGCAAGAACAACUUGCCAGAUAUGAAACCAGCAAUAAUCAUCUUAGAACUCAAGUGGAACACUUAACAGAAGAGAACAAAUCGCUUAAAACUGAGAACGAACAACUCAAAAGGCAGCAGUUCAUGGCACAGCCAACCCAAUGCAAUCCUCACUACCAAUGUUUUUCAGACAUUGAUGAAGGGAUGCACUCUGGAUCCUAUUGGAUGACUCAAACUCAUGAUAAACUCAAUCGUUUAAAUUCUAUAGAAUACAACUCAAUAUAUGGUAGUCUAGGAAGUCGUGAGCCAGUAGAGAGCAAUGAAUUAGCUUAGUUAACCACUACUAAUUUGUUCUGCUGCACUUACUUAAUGUUCUUUAACAAAGAAAUAGUGUUGAAAACAAGAAAAUACUCAGCAUUUACAUGGUAUACUUCUGCUAGAGUGAAUGCUCAAUGCAACAAGAGUAUGAAUGAUUUAUGGUUAAGAACUAGUUUUGUUAUUUAUUAGUUAAAUAUACAAAAAGAAAAAAACACAAUUAUUUAUAAGUAAAAGGAAUGUUACAAUUCCUAUCACAGUGCUGACAGAAAAAAAAACAAAAACAAUUUCAUAAAUAGAAACACCAUGUGCUUCUAGUGCAAUCUUUGUUUAUAUAAGAAAACCUUGAGUAGAGUUUCUCAGUAUUAUUUAGUUCAUGUAUACAAUAGAGUUCUUCUGGUUUAGAAUUAUUCUUGCACAUUUUACUACAUUACGGGUAAUAUUGUGUGACUGUCAUCCUUGAAAUCUAUUCCAUACUAUACCUGUGAUUAGAUUGUAUACAUCAUCAUUCAAUUAAGCAUUAAUUGUGACUUUCUAAAAGAAUUUAUUGUGUGUUGCCAUUGUAAAAUAAAUUAUAGUAAUGUUAAUUACUUGCAAUACAAAUUUACUGAGCUCACUUUUCAAGUUUCAUACAUACAUAUAUACUUUUUCUUUUCAGUGGUUCAUCCUAUAUUUUGUUUUUCAUCCUAUAUUGUGUGCAAUGUUUUAGGGCUACAAAAAUGCUGUGACUACUACACUCUAAUUAACAAAUGACUAGAUCAUCAACAUAUUCAAAGCUAUUUGGUUAUAAUACAAUUUAACCUUAUUUCCAAAAAAAGAAACAAAAAUUGAAGAUAAAUUGUUGGAUUUAUUGCAGGAAUUAUUGCUCCAGUUUUAGCUGAAUUUUAUGAGAAUGUAAAAAAAUAAGUAUUCCCUUUUUAAGAGAAUAAAAGAUAAAAGUAUGUGAA